AAUCUUAAUUUUCUUGCAGAUAUGUACAGAAAAUUUUUGGAGUAUCGAUACAAGAAUAAUAGCAAGUUGCAGUGGACAAUGUUUGGUUUUGAAGGAUUUUUAUUAGUAAUGGAUGCAAAAUUGAUUGAAGUGAUUCUAACGAGUUCAAAAAUAUUAAAUAAAUCCCAUAGUUAUACUUAUUUACACAAUUGGCUCGGAACUGGUUUAUUAACGAGUACUGGCAAUAAAUGGAAGAAACAUAGGAAAAUUAUAACGCCCGCGUUUCAUUUUAAAAUCUUAGAAGAUUUUAUACCGUCUUUUGACACUGCCAGUGAUGUUUUAGUAGACGUUUUAAAGAAAGAAAUCGGUAAACCAUCCACCAAUAUUUUUCCUUACAUCACUUUGUGUAUGUUGGAUUCGAUUUGUGAAUCGGCGAUGGGUACAACAGUAAAUGCUCAAAAAGAUGCAGAUUCGCUUUACGUUCGUUCAGUAAAACAGAUGUGCAGAAUAAUCGUUGAGAGAACUCUUAGUCCGAUGGGACAAUUUAAUUCGACUUACCAAUUUACGAAAAAUUACAAACUCGAACGCGAAGCUGUAACUGUUUUACAUAAUUAUACGUAUUCCGUUAUAAAGAGCAAAAAAGAAGAAUUGAGUGAAUUAAAUGGGGACACAGAAAAUUAUGACGUGGAUGAAAUCGGAAUGAAACGCAGAAGAGCUUUUCUGGAUUUACUUUUGGAAUAUUCGAAAGACGAACAAAAUAGAUUAUCCGAUGAAAAUAUUAGAGAAGAAGUUGAUACGUUUAUGUUUGAGGGUCAUGAUACAACUGCAGCUGCAAUUUCAUUCUGCGUAUAUUUAUUAUCAAAAAAUCGAGAUUGUCAGGAAAAAGCUUUCGCAGAGAUUAAAGAAAUUUUCGGUGAUGAUAAAAAUAGGAAACCUACCCAAAAGGAUCUUCAGGAUAUGAAAUACUUGGAGCUAGUUCUAAAAGAAUCCUUACGAUUAUUUCCUUCCGUACCAUUUUACGCUCGCGAGCUUACAGAAGAUUUAAAAUACGGUGAAUUAAUAAUACCGAAAGGAACCACAAUGUUACUUUUGGCUUACAUUAUGCAAUUGGAUCCAGAGUAUUUUCCGAAUCCGAAACAAUUUAAUCCGGAACGUUUUGUAAACAAUACAGAAAUAAAUACAUUCUCGUAUGUUCCAUUUAGCGCGGGACCUAGAAAUUGUAUUGGUCAAAAAUUUGCUAUGCUCUCGAUGAAAUCAACGAUAUCGAAAAUUUUAAAAAAUUAUGAUUUAUUUCCCGUCGAUCACGAAAUGGAAAUAUCAUCUGAAACCGUUCUCACUUCAAAAAAUGGUGUUAAAGUGCAAAUAAGAAAGAGGAUAUGGUAACUAAUAAAAUAUAGUAUUUAUAGUAUUUUAAGAAAAUGUAGCAAUGGAAGAUGAAUAGAAUAAUAAAGUUUUUAUCAUUUA
Onthophagus taurus is the source of this 1443-nucleotide messenger RNA. The record is from RefSeq and is a predicted model, not a curated record. NCBI's taxonomy places the organism in Eukaryota, Metazoa, Arthropoda, Insecta, Coleoptera, Scarabaeidae.